Messenger RNA from Lachancea lanzarotensis, 3927 nucleotides. It is a transcript of the gene EDE1, whose product is annotated as LALA0S08e02850g1_1. Lineage: Eukaryota; Fungi; Ascomycota; Saccharomycetes; Saccharomycetales; Saccharomycetaceae. Bases 1 to 3927 code for a protein of 1308 amino acids. The record is from RefSeq and is a predicted model, not a curated record. The transcript has a single exon. Gene Ontology annotation, cellular component: cytoplasm; plasma membrane. Gene Ontology annotation, molecular function: protein binding; calcium ion binding. Gene Ontology annotation, biological process: endocytosis; endosomal transport.
AUGGUACAGGUGACGUUUCGAGUUCCGCUUUCUCCGCAGGAACAAGAUGUGUUCAAGAAAGAGUUCAAAAAGCUGGAUCCCGAAGAUCUGGGAAUUGUCACAGGAGAGGCCGUAAAGCCAUUAUUUAGUCAAUCAGGACUCAGUGCUCAAAUUCUAUCGCAAAUUUGGGCCCUUAGCGAUAACGAUAACCAGGGUUUUCUAAAUUUCGUCCAAUUUAGCGCAGCAUUGCGGCUCAUCGGCCAUGCACAAGCAAACCCGUCUGUAGUGGUUUCUCCAGAGCUGUACCAAACACCAGCUCCCAGCUUUUCUUCUGCUGGCACAGGAUCGCCCAAUCUCGUCAACAACAGCACCGGUAUACCCGCGGUGUCUCCGUACGACGUCUCGAAAUUCUCUCAGCUUUUCGAUCGGUCCACUGACGGAGCACUAAGUUUGGCCGGUGACAAAGCUAGGGAAAUCUUUUUGAAGGCCAAAUUGCCGACCCCAACACUAGGCGUGAUUUGGAACCUAUGUGACCGAAAUGAUACCGGAACUCUGGACAAGCCAGAAUUCAUCAUGGCAAUGCAUCUUAUUCAGCUUGCAAUGGCCAACAAUCCGGCCAUAGGAUCACUCCCUGAUGUACUUCCAAAUUAUCUGUGGGACUCAAUUAAUGUACCUUCGGCUCCAAGACCCGAGGUGAGUGCCAAUUCCACUGGGUUUUCUGUUAACUCACCAGUUUCAAGGCAACCUUCGCUUAACAGAGUGUCUUCUAGCACGUUUUCAAAUGCUGCCUCGGAUUGGACUCUUUCCUCUGACAAAAAACAGCAAUUUGAUGUCAUCUUUGACUCCCUAGACAAGAAUAAAGUCGGCACCCUGGGAUCCCAUGUAUUGGUUCCGUUUUUCUUGUCCUCUAGAUUGAGCCAAGAUAUUCUAGCCACAGUAUGGGAUCUUGCUGAUAUUCAUAACAAUGCUGAAUUUUCCAAGUUGGAAUUUGCAAUUGCAAUGUUUCUCAUCCAGAAGAAGAAAAGCGGCGUCAGCUUACCAGAUGUAGUCCCUGAUCAAUUGUUACAAUCUCCCGCCUUGGGCUUGUAUACUCCACAACUCAAUCAACAUCAAUAUCCACAGGGUCCUUCGCCAUCUGUUCCAUCCAGAGAUACGAAACCAUCCUUCCAAGACGCGGCACAGCCUCCUGCGGAAAGAAGUCAAAGCGCAUUAGGCGAUCUGCUCACUUUAAAUGAGUCCUUUUCAACUCCAAGAAACCUAGGGGCACGUAUUGGUUCGGAUGCUACCGUACACUCAACCACUUCUGUUCAAUCCCCCUCUCGCUCCGAAACGGUUUCCGGGACCAGAAGGUUUCAGCCGUCUUCAUCUUUUGGCCGGGCUAUUAUACAGGAAGAGCCAUCACCAGCUACACCCAAUUUGCAGUCUGAUUUCCAGGGUCAAAAACCAUACGCUACGCCUGUUGACAAUAUCCAGAAUCAGGCUUCACAACAGCCACCUGCGCAGUUGAAUCAACAAAACGUUUAUCAAAACCAGCACUAUCAAGCUCCAUCUCAAGAAAACCAGGCCUCUCAGACGCGUGUGGCCGCUCCAACAUCAUAUAACGGGGGUGCUAUGCAAACGGUUCAGUCACCUGUCGCUCAGGCACCUCCGCAGCAGGCUCCACGUCAAUCUUCGUUACCCAGCGUUCCCAAUUUUGCGUCCCCACCGCUCCAGCAAAGAACUCGGGAAGUGAGUGUUUCGGUGGAACCUGAAACGUCCAUGCAGCUUUCACAGGCCACCACAGAAUUGGCCAAUCUUUCCAAUCAGGUCGGUUCUUUAACGAAUCAAGCUACCCUGGUAAAUGAAAGAAAAUCAAAGGCGCAGCAAGAACUUAAACGGAUGAACGAUUUAAAAGCUUCUAUCCAAUCAAAGAUGGUGAACCUACGUGCUUCAUAUGAGCAGGAGUUAAAGGAAACGGAACAAACAGAGGCACAACUCGGCCAAUCUCGUUUAGAAGUAGAAGAUUUACAGAGAGAACUUGCAGUCGCGGAAGCCAACCAUCACGCUGUUCAAGGCUCUCUUUCCGAACUGCAGCGUCAACUACAAGAGUCACAGCAAGGGAAUGCUCAACUGAAAGAGAAAAUUGGUAGCCUGAACUCACUAGCCUCCUCUUUACAGGUUGAUUUGAAUGAGAAACAACAGAAGGUUAAACAAGAGCGAUCAAUGCUUGACGUCAACAGCAAGCAGAUGGAGUUGAGCGACGUGACUGUCCAAAAUUUGAAAUCAGAAAUUGAAGGACUUGAACAAAACAUUGCCGUUUUCCUUCAAAAGCAUAAGGAAUUGAAUGAUUACAGCUCGACACUAGAAACGCAACACGGUGAGUUAAACUCCAGGCAUCAGCAAUUGGAAACAAGACACACGGAUCUAAGCCGGCGUGAAAAAGAGCUACAAGAAAGAAAUCUGGAAAUAGAAAACCAAGAAGGGGUUUACCAUCAAGAGAUCGCCAAGCUUCAAAAUAUGUUCGAACAUCUUAACACGCAAAGAGAAUCUUUCGCUAAGGCUGAUGAAGACUUACAAAACCAACAAUUGCAGUACGCUCAAAAAGUGCAGGAACUAUCAGAACGGCAAGUGAAGCUGGCAAUGGGCGAAUUGCCCGAGAAUGCUAGAGAUUUGACUCAAGACCAAGGCGUAUAUUCGCACAGCCGCGACCACAUCGCAAGAUUCGUCGACGAAAGCGUGACCAACUCCAGACUUGGAGGUCAAGGUGACGAUGAGAACAAGCAAGAAUCUGAUGUUUUCGAUAAAGAUGUUCCCACUGUAGGAUCGCAAACUGAGGUUGAUGAAGAGGACGGGAGAAUUAAUGACGACAUAAGCACUGCUCAGGCUCUUGCGGAUAGAUUUGAUGGUGACUUGAACGAAUAUGGAAUUCCCAGAACCGAAUCACUCACGUCCUCUGUCCUCAAUAACCCUCCACAAUCUGUGUACGAUUAUCCCGAGAUCGACUCGAACCUUGCUACCUCAGGUGCAGCCCACAACCUUUCCGCCACGGUAGAUGACCAAGUAGAGAAGGCUGAGGACGUGGAAAAGACUAUGCCCGGCGGUUGGGCUGAUGCUCAAGGUGACGAAAAUUUGGAAUUGCAGAAAGCGGGAGGAUCAGAAGCGUUGGCCGAUCAACAUUCAGAGGUUGAGACUAUAAACAAGAACACCGAAAAAGGUAAUGACGCUUCUGCGAAGACUGCCGAAGCAACCAUAGAUGAUGAGUUCCCACCAAUCCAGGAAGUCGAUAUUGAGGAAAGUGACAGCUCAGAUGAGGAGAGCAAUUUCCAGGAUUCGAGGGAAGUGAGCAAGGAAGGGGGAGCUUUAGCAAGAGAUGACAAAAAAACAGAAACCGAUCUGCCUGGCCAAACGGCUGCGCUUACGAUUGCCCCUGCGGAUGUUUCAACUGUGCUAGGCGUCAAGAGCAAAGAUGUGGAAUUCGACGACGAAUUUGAUGACUUAGAGCAAGCUGCUCCCGAAGAGGGCGAAGCUCGCGCUGAUGAUUCAAAUGGAAAUGAGUUCCAUGAGGAGUUUGAACGGAUAGAGCACAAAGAUUUGGAAGAAGAAUUAAACCAAGGAGGGUUUACGGGUGCCCCUCUUCACGAGACUCAGGCUACAAGUACAGAUGCAGCAGCUGUAGGUGCGGAUGAGUGGGCUGAAAUUUUUGCUGGAUUUGGGAACUCCAAACAGGGUCCUGACGGGACUACUCACACCGAGAAGCGUGAUCCUAUCUUACAGCCUGCUCCUACCAACCCUUCCACGAGCGGCAACACACACGCUCCUAUAAAUCGCGGGAUCGCAACCACUCCAAAGUCCCUAGCUGUAGAGGAGCUUGCCAGUAUGGGGUUUUCAACAGAAGAGGCAACCAAGGCUCUUGAACAGAAUAAUUGGGACCUUGGUACGGCUACCAACUAUCUGCUGGACAGUUGCUAA